Messenger RNA from Grus americana (Whooping crane), 1332 nucleotides. It is a transcript of the gene OVCA2, whose product is annotated as OVCA2 serine hydrolase domain containing. Gene Ontology annotation, cellular component: cytoplasm; nucleus. Bases 1 to 753 code for a protein of 250 amino acids. Gene Ontology annotation, biological process: response to retinoic acid. The record is from RefSeq and is a predicted model, not a curated record. The transcript has a single exon. Lineage: Eukaryota; Metazoa; Chordata; Aves; Gruiformes; Gruidae.
AUGAAUGUGAGGUGUUUUGGCGGGAAGGGGGGGCGGGCGGAAGCGGCGCUCUCGGUUUCCGGUAGCGCCAUGUCGGAGGGGCGGCCGCUGCGGCUGCUGGGGCUGCACGGUUACCGGCAGAGCGAGCGCCGCUUCCGCCAGCGCACCGGCGCGCUGCGCAAAGCCCUGCGUGGCCGCGCAGAGCUGGUGAUGGUCAGCGCGCCUCACUCCGUGCCCGGCGGUGGCGAGGACGACGACGGGGACGACCCCCCCCGCGGCUGGUGGUUCUCCGGGCCCGGCACCUUUGAGGCGGCGGAGGUGGCGGCGGCACCGGCGGGGCUGGAGGAGUCGCUGUCGGCAGUGGCAGCGGCGCUGGCGGAGCAUGGGCCCGUCGAUGGGCUGCUGGGCUUCAGCCAGGGCGCGGCGCUGGCCGCCAUGGUGUGCGCCCUGCGGGCCCGCGGCGACCCCCGCUUCCCCGUGGCCUUCGCCAUCCUGGUGGCCGGUUUCGCCAGCCGCGCCCCGGCCCACGGCCACUUCUACCGCGAUCCCAUCGCCCUGCCCACGCUGCACGUCGUGGGUGAUGCCGAUGCCGUCAUCGCCGCCCCCCUCAGCAGGGAGCUGGCCCAGCACUUCGUGGAGCCUGUUGUCCUCACCCACCCCGGCGGGCACUUCGUCCCCGCGGCUGCGCCACAGAAGAAGGCCUACCUGGACUUUUUGGACCGCUUCUGCCCCGGACAGGGACAGGCUGAGCCCCCAGGGGCUGGGGCUGUUUGAUAACAGUCUCUGUAAUACACGGGGUUCCAGCCAGCCACGUGCAGCCUGCCGUUUUGGUGAAACAUCGCUGUAUUUCCACGCCUUCCAAAAGGACCAAAGAGUCCUCAUCAGCUCACUGUGCUGCUCUGCAGUGUUAGCACAGGGCCAGGCUGAAUGGUUCCUUGUUAUCUCCCUUUUUUUUUUUGCAGCUUUGUUGUGUACAUGAGUGUGUGGGUAUGAUGAUGAGGGGCUCGAGGACAGGAGGGUGACACUGGUCUCUGUGUGGGAGGUGAUUUCAAAGAUUUGAAUAGUUCAAAAUUAGGCUUCCUCAGCUCAGCCACAGGAAUUGUCUGCAGAGCACAGACCUCCUGCAGCUGUUAUACCCCAAAGGCCUGUGCUUUUAGUAUUCCUGGUGAAACCAAUUAAGCCAACUUUCCAGCUGGCCUGGGUCUAGAAAAUCCUCUUGUCCCUCUGGCAGUGCCAGGGCUGCUCUUCGUUUCAGGAAUUAAAUGUCUGCUGGUACAGCAUGUGUGUGUUGGGAGAUCUUUUGUAUCUUCCUCUGUACAAAGUGCCUUCGUGAACAAGAAAAACUUGUCACUA